Styela clava is the source of this 1937-nucleotide messenger RNA. Lineage: Eukaryota; Metazoa; Chordata; Ascidiacea; Stolidobranchia; Styelidae. The record is from RefSeq and is a predicted model, not a curated record.
GGAAGACAACGGAAUGAAUAGAGUUAAGUAAUCACCUAUGUAGUAUAGCUAAUACGUCUUUUAUUCGUAAAAACCGUGAAAUGAACUUACUAUUAUGUAACCCAAAUUCACGUACUUAACAUGCCUAGUGAUUGACAAAGUUUACAUACAUUUGGAUACGGAUGUAUAAAUUUCGAUAUCCUACUCUUAAAUUAAAGUAGAUAUAUUGCUGCAAAAGGUGUCUUGAUCAAACAUUAUCGAGCUAAAAGAUACAUUUUAACUUCAAGUCAACACUGUCAGGGAAUUAUUAUAUGGAAUGACUACUUGCCUUAAUUUUUAAAAACAGUUAAUAUUUGCAGUAAUCCGGUUUCCAUGCUUAAAUAUUAUCAAAAUGGUCUCGCGAUAAAAUAUACCGCAGGUUGAACGCGUAAAAAUAUUAGUAAUAAAAAGAUCAGUUAGGUAUUUGAUAUUUAUAUUAGUUUGUGUGAUUAAAAUCGCAAUGCAAAAUUUACUUUAGCAAACACGGUUAGCAGACAGGUCCAACUUCAAUAGCAGCUUGAUUGCUCAAACGUUCAAAAAGGUAUGUCAAUAUUUAGAACUAUUCAAGUUUUGUUAAUUUCUCCCACCAAGUCCUGCAUUUUAUUAACUUGUGACGUGUGGUCAACUCGUGACUUAGUUAUAUGUGAUAUUUAUGUUAUCAUUCAACCAUUGUGUCGACUCAAUUUGCAACGAAUAUUAUUUCAGCUUAUUUAAAGUACAGUGUUUCGAACUUCGUUAUGUUGAGUGUAGCCAAGUUUUUACUGAUCAGUAUACCGAUUGUUCAAUGCAUCAUUGUGCCAGCGCCAGAAGAAAUAUGUGGACCAAAAUUGAUGACAUCACCAUCAGGAUCGUUCACAAGUCCGUUUUAUCCGUUGGAAUAUCUUAGCGAUCACGUUUGUGAUUGGGUGAUCGAGGUUGAACCUGGAAACAUCAUAGAAAUAACGUUCAAUGACUUUGAAUUAGGAAGCGGUUUAUUUCCACUUGGCUAUAUCAGGAAUGACUAUGUAUUGAUAUACGAAAACGAUACAAGGGACAUUGGACGUUAUUUUCCAUCCAUUUUUGGCCAUAAUACAUAUCGUUCAAAGUCGAAUAAAGUCAUCGUUGAGUUUGUGAGUGACGAAAUAGAUGAGUUCAGAGGAUUUAACGCAUCUUAUGAGAGUUGGAACGCACUUGACUACUGCGAGAAGUAUACACUUCAAAUACAAUCAGUGAAAAAAGCAAGAUGUUUUGAUGAAAGCAAAUUUCAUUUUUAUAAACGUUGUUACGUUACAUGCUUGGAAGGAUACGUUCUUAAAAAAAGUUCGAGGGUCCACUGUAACAACGGAAAAUUUUUACCGGAAAGUCCAUGCGGAUUGAUAGAUUUUGAAGCUCGCCUGUGUGAAUUAACAGAUAUGGGAUAUUGCCUGUAUUCGACGUACGAAAUGGCGGAAUAUUUAUGGAACCAAAUUUCUAACACACACUACGAUGGCGAUAUGGAUGAUAAUAAAUCAGUUCUAGAUAUAUUUCCUGAUCCGUUAGAAAAUGCUCCACCGACAGACACGCCAUCUGGAGUAGGCCCAAACUCUUCUCCUGGAAUCGAAGCAUCCUGUUUCGAUAAAUUAUUGAAAUACAAUUACUGUGCAAGAAAGAAAGAUAAGAAGUAUGCCUUCAAAUGUCAAGAUUUUUUAAAAAUCAGGAAAUUGGGCUACAAAGCAGCUUCGGCGAAGAUGGAGUUAUGUUUCCAAUGUCGAGCAAUUGGAUGCACGAAUGUUGUUUACAUUUAAACCGUAAUUUCAACAAAACAACGCAACCUCAUGACAAAUCUAUCUCAACAAUUUAGCACAACAUUAUGUGUUAACAUUUUGAUUGUUUCCUUCUCUGUAUAACUUUGUUUCUUACUUAAUAAUCAGAUUAUUAAUAAUAAAUAGAGAAAAUCAUUG